CUCUCUCUCUCUCUCUCUCAUCAUAACAAGCACACUACUAACUUCACCUUCUUCAGUUUCUCCUUUCGCCUUCACCAGCUUAAUUUCAUGUAAUGCUGCAGACUUUGCUCAAACACCUAAAUGGGAAAGAAAAGUGGUACCUCAUGGUUGACUGUAGUCAAAAGGGCAUUUAGGUCUCCAACUAAAGAUAACGAUCAGCAAAAGAUCAGCAGAAGAAGAGAUGAGCAUGAACCAGAAGAGGAAGAAAAGAAGAGAGAAAAGAGAAGAUGGCUUUUCCGAAAGCCAACUAUUCAUGUUCAACAAUCUGAAGCAAAGACAGUGACUAUAAAUGCAACAACCACACCUGUGAAUCCUGUUUUGGUUGCUGAGCAAAGGCGUGCAAUUGCUGUGGCCGCAGCCACGGCCGAAGCAGCUGUUGCUACUGCCCAAGCGGCAGUAGAAGUUGUUCGGCUUACUAGGCCGAACAAUUUUGCUAAAGAACAGUAUGCUGCCACCCUUAUUCAAACAGCUUUCAGAGGUUACUUAGCAAGGAGAGCUCUACGUGCACUGAAGGGGCUGGUAAAGCUUCAAGCUUUAGUAAGAGGUCAUAAUGUAAGGAAGCAUGCAAAGCUGACACUGAAAUGCAUGCAAGCUCUGCUUCGUGUACAAGAUCAGGUUCGCAAUGAAAGAUCAAGGCUUUCACAUGAUGGGGGCAGAAAGUCCAUGUAUGCCGAAACAGACUUUCCCUUGUGGGAAUCGAGAUAUCUUCAUGACAUUCGUGACAGAAAGUCAAUGUCAAGAGAGAAAAGUCGUGGUGGGGAUGAUUGGGAUGAAGGGGUGGAAGCCAUGUUGCAGAGUAGAAGGGAAGCUGCUUUAAAACGUGAAAAGGCUCUUGCUUAUGCUUUCUCUCACCAGAUAUGGAAGCCUCGGAGGAACCCAUCUGCAGGGGAAGCAGAGCUAGAAGAGAGAACAAAAUGGCUUGACAGAUGGAUGGCCACAAAGCAAUUUGAGCACAGCAGCAGGGCUUCAAUUGACAAAAGGGACACCAUAAAAACAGUUGAAAUUGACACAAAUUCUAGGCCUUACUCUUACUCUUACUCUGCCCCAAAUGUUCGAAUUUCCACAUCACAUUCACAACUUCAAAAACCGCCAUCCCCAUAUCCAAUUGCUUCACCUUCACCCCUGCACAAAUCACACUACAUUAAUCAUCUCUCAACUGCCACACCCUCUCCUUCAAAACCCAAAUAUCUGAAAGUCCGAUCAGCAAGCCCAAGAUGCCUGAAGGAGGAAAAGUAUUGCUGCUCAUCAGCAGCACACACACCAAACUUAGGCUCUAAUUCUUAUUGUUUCAGGGGUUCAAUGUGUCGUUCUGCGAUACCAAAUUACAUGGCUGCCACUGAAUCUGCAAAGGCAAAGGCUCGAUCUCUUAGUGCACCCAGAACAAGACCCUCGACACCCGAGAGAGAAAGAGGUGGUGGUUCAGCCAAGAAGAGACUUUCAUAUCCAGUCCCAGCUGAGGCACUGCAACAUAACUCUGUUGGCAUUGGUUGUAGUAGUUUCAGCCAUAACUUGAGAAGUCCCAGCUACAAGAGUGUACAAAAUAAUGGCUACUAUGGAAGGGAGAAUCUGUCUUCAUAUACUGAUAGCCUAGGGGGAGAGAUUUCCCCUUGUUCAACCACUGAUCUAAGGUGGUUGAAAUGAGGCAAAUUUUUAUGAAAAUGAACCUAGUUCUCAUUUAUU
This is a messenger RNA of Prunus mume (Japanese apricot), 1719 nucleotides long. Its product is annotated as protein IQ-DOMAIN 17-like. The record is from RefSeq and is a predicted model, not a curated record. Gene Ontology annotation, molecular function: protein binding. NCBI's taxonomy places the organism in Eukaryota, Viridiplantae, Streptophyta, Magnoliopsida, Rosales, Rosaceae.